AUGUCUUCUUCCCUCUUAGAAAACGCACCUCAUGAUCUCCUCUACCCUAAACUCGCUUCCCAUCAUUCACCAGUCUUCACGAAAUCGACAAGGGGUCUCUGCCCCCUCAUCCACCUCCAACCUUCACCGCCUCUUCUGGUCCUUCUUCCCCUCCACCAGGUUAUAAAACAUCCUCAACUUAAAAGGAGAAGAUCUAGAAGCCAACCACCACCUACAUUUGUUGUAGAACCUUCUACACAAUCUAAUUCAUUCGUUGGCACAGAAGAAUACAUUGCUCCGGUGUGA
This is a messenger RNA of Lactuca virosa, 285 nucleotides long. The record is from the annotation of a GenBank genome assembly. NCBI's taxonomy places the organism in Eukaryota, Viridiplantae, Streptophyta, Magnoliopsida, Asterales, Asteraceae.